CACGCAGGGAGCUCGCGGGGCAGCAGUCCGCUCGUCACUGGACUCGAGGGACCCGCGGGACCCUCAGGACUGCGCAGGACAUCACAGGACCCGGAACCUUCCGACCGGGGAAUGGCGGCCGCUCCGGGCGCCCGACUCCUGCGCGCCGCCUGCGCCUCCGUCGCUUUCCGUGGCCUGGACCGCGGCUGGCUGCUGGCCUGUGGGGUCCGCGCGGGAACUGCCGUCCCCCGGUGGACCCCGAGCCCCGGCGUGCACGCAGAGGCCGGGCGGGGACGGCCGCUGAGCUUGUCUGCGCGCGCGUGGAGCAGCUCAGAAGAUAAGAUAACAGUCCACUUCAAGAACCGUGAUGGUGAAACACUAACAGCCACGGGGAAAGUUGGUGACUCUCUGCUAGAUGUUGUGGUUGAAAAUAAUCUAGACAUUGAUGGUUUUGGUGCUUGCGAGGGAACUUUGGCUUGCUCCACCUGCCACCUUAUCUUCGAGGAUCAUAUAUAUGAGAAGUUAGAUGCCAUCACCGAUGAGGAGAAUGACAUGCUUGACCUGGCUUACGGACUCACAGACAGGUCACGGUUGGGCUGCCAAGUCUGUCUGACCAAGGCUAUGGACAAUAUGACCGUUUGUGUGCCUGAGGCGGUGGCGGAUGUCAGACAAUCUAUUGACAUGAGCAAGAAUUCCUAAGAUACAUUAAAAAGAAAUAUUUUCAUGAAAUUUUUACCUAUUUUUAUAAUUAUUUCCCAGUAUAAUUAAAUGAUUACACAACAGAAUAUAUUUCUCUGUGUGAGUAGCUGUGUUGUCUUAAUUCAGUUUGUAGUACUGAAAGUCUGCAGUUUUCAUUUGAUUAGAUUAUUAAAAUGUCAGUUUAAUUUUAGAAGCUAGCUGAUAUAAUAAACUCCUUACACAUUUUA
Alexandromys fortis (reed vole) is the source of this 905-nucleotide messenger RNA. RefSeq names its product ferredoxin 1 (gene Fdx1). The record is from RefSeq and is a predicted model, not a curated record. Gene Ontology annotation, biological process: P450-containing electron transport chain. NCBI's taxonomy places the organism in Eukaryota, Metazoa, Chordata, Mammalia, Rodentia, Cricetidae. The transcript has 4 exons. Gene Ontology annotation, molecular function: 2 iron, 2 sulfur cluster binding. The coding region runs from base 112 to 678 and encodes 188 amino acids.